GACACGUGAAUCAGAGCAGAAGCAUUAGCAACACGAAAAAAUGGAUAUCGACGAACAGCCAGACACGCAAAAUGGACAGAAGAAAAAGGGGAAAGUUAAGAAACAAAAGAAACGGGAAACAUGUCUUGAAAAAAACGACGGAAAAGAGCAGGACAGCGUCACGGAACCUGCCCGAAAUCCCACUGAAAAUUCCUUUCCUCCUACAUUCAGUUUAUCCGAAAUCAAAAACAAACAGCGGAGACACUGCAUGUUCAUGAAAUUAAAACAAGAGAAAAGAAAGCAAAAGUUGGAGCUGAGAAAGAAGAGGAGAAAAGAAAGACAAGCGCUUGGGGAUAAGGCUCCACCCAAAGAGGUCCCAAAAACCAUUGAAAACCAGAGAAUAUACGAUGAAACCACAGUAGAUCCUGAGGAUGAAGAGGUUGCUUUUGAUGAGGGAACAGAUGAGUUUUCAGCUUACUUCAACCGACUAACAAAUCCCAAAGUUCUCAUCACCACAUCAGACAGACCCAGAGGGAGAACAGUGCGGUUUUGUGAGCAGCUAGCAACGAUCAUCCCAGACGCACAUGUUUACUACAGGCGAGGCCUAGCGCUGAAGAGAAUUAUCCCUCAGUGUAUAGCAAGAGGUUUCACAUACCUGAUGGUCAUUAAUGAGGAUCGCAAAGUGCCCAACGGCAUGGUUCUCUGCCAUCUUCCAGACGGCCCCACAGCACACUUCAAGGUCAGCAGCGUUCGACUUCGCAAGGAGAUGAAGAGGCGAGGGAAAGAGCCAACGGAGCACCACCCAGAGGUCAUCCUCAACAACUUCACCACCAGGCUGGGACACACCGUCGGUCGCUUGUUUGCAGCGCUUUUCCCCCACGACCCGCAGUUCGUCGGCCGUCAGGUGGCCACCUUUCACAAUCAGCGAGACUUCAUAUUCUUCAGGUUUCACAGAUACAUUUUCAAGAAUGAAAAAAGAGUUGGCAUUCAAGAAUUAGGACCACGCUUCACCUUAAAGUUGCGCUCACUCCAGAAGGGAACUUUUGACUCCAAGUUUGGCGAGUAUGAGUGGGUUCACAAUCGUCACGAGAUGGACGCGAGCAGGAGGAAAUUCCAUCUUUAAAUGAGUGGGGAAAACAAUCCAGUCACUCAAGGACAUGUAUACUUUUUUUAUAAUGGCAGACAAAUGCAAUUGUGUGGUUUCUCUGUUUUGUAGAACACCUGGAAAAAAACAAAAAACUUCCAUUUGUUUAAUGGAUUUGGGAACUUUGUGAGAUCACCUAAGUGAAAUAUUGGAAAUAAACUAUGUACAGUGAAUUUAUAUUAAAGAAGCAUGUACACAUCUUGUGUCCUGUGAUUUCGUAUAAAGGAUGUGUUUACCAAGAAACUUGAUUAACAUCUGUAAUUAAUGCGAUACAGUGUCUGCAGCAUCACAUUUAAAUAUUGAAUAGUUUAUCUCAUUGUUCAGAAGCUGACUGAUUGACUGAUAAGCUGGAAACCUAUGAGGUUAAAAUCCUCGGCUUCAGUGCUCCACAUUUUGCGAACGAAUGAUUGUACUUUUAAAACGAUGUUGUGCUGGGUGAAUUGCCC
This is a messenger RNA of Chanos chanos (milkfish), 1569 nucleotides long. RefSeq names its product ribosome production factor 1 homolog (gene rpf1). Gene Ontology annotation, molecular function: rRNA primary transcript binding. Bases 41 to 1102 code for a protein of 353 amino acids. The record is from RefSeq and is a predicted model, not a curated record. Gene Ontology annotation, cellular component: nucleolus; preribosome, large subunit precursor. The transcript has 9 exons. NCBI's taxonomy places the organism in Eukaryota, Metazoa, Chordata, Actinopteri, Gonorynchiformes, Chanidae. Gene Ontology annotation, biological process: maturation of LSU-rRNA; maturation of 5.8S rRNA.